AACGUUUUGGGAACGUUACGAUGAAAACGGGCUGUUUUGACUGGCUGCUGGUCCCCACCUUUCCAUUUUAAUGAUAUCGAAUAUACUUUUUAUGCGGAACCAGUGUAAAUCCGUACUAUUUCAACCUUGCUUUCAUCUUAACCCCUCAUUCCAUUUUAUUCACUUUAUCGGGCUUUGCCACAUUACUCCCUGGGAACGUCACACACAUAUCAUGCAUAUCGUACUGUGUACCACCGGGGUGUACAUUGCAUGCAGCACUCAUUGAUCCACGUGUCGUCGUAGUAAAAUGGGGGGAGUUAUGAAAUGUCUGUUGUUAGGGAAAUUUGGCAAUCCAUGGAACUAUCCAUCACCAUUUUGCCAUGGCCGACGCCUGUUCUCAAGAAGUGCAAGAACAUGUGAGAAAAGAGCAGUUAAACUCGCGUACAAUGUUGUGGGACCUGCAUCACUCACGGACAACUCUCCAGUUGUUAUACUCCAUGGACUAUUUGGCUCAAAGAGCAACUGGGCCACUUUUGCUAAGAAGAUUCACAGAGAAACACAGAGAACCAUUUUCACCGUUGACGUGCGUAACCAUGGAAACAGUGAGCAUGGUGAUGGGAUGGGGACGGAGGCCAUGAGAGAUGACCUCCUGAUGCUGAUGAGGAACGAACUCCGGCUGGAUCGCUGCAUUCUGAUUGGUCAUAGCUUGGGAGGCAGAAUCGCCAUGGUUACUGCAUUGAGUAAGCCUCAUCUGAUAGACAAACUUGUAGUUGUUGAUGUAUCUCCAGUGCCUACCGGCAGCGCGUUUCAGAUUCCUGAGUUCAUUGCUGCAAUGAAGGCAGUAGAAUUUGACCAGUCUGUCUCCUUGGCACAAAAUAGAAAGAAUGCCGGGAAACAACUACAAGCAGUUAUUAAGGAUGUGGGUCUAUUGCAGUUUAUUUUGACUAAUGUUACCGAGCGUGACGGUGUAUGUCAAUGGAGACUGAACCUAGAUGGUCUGGAGGCUGGUAUACCAGAUCUCCAUGCUGACCUACCAACAUUCAAUAACACUUAUGAUGGCCCAGUGGUCUUCAUAAGGGGGAGCAGGUCGAAUUAUAUUAGAAUGGAUCACCUUCCUGCAAUGAAGAAGCUUUUCCCUACUGCAACAAUUGCAACAGUAGAGGGCGCCGGACACUUUGUUCAUUCCGAAAAGCCUCGAGAGUUCCUGGAGACUGUUGCACCGUUUUUGAGAAGCUAACAGCAAGUGUGGACAUUGCGAAUUGGUUUUUGACGUUGGUGACACACGUUGGUUUCGUGUAUUCCAAAUGGCACUCUCUGAGAAGCAGUAUCAACUAGUCUGGACAUCACCCAAGUCACACCUGGAAAGCUCAGUAUGUAGAGGUCUACUAUUGUACUCUGGCAGUUACAGGUUUUAAAAAUGGGUCAAUAUUCAGUGAUCUACCACACUUUGUAUAAAGUGUAUGUGAGUCAGUUUCUCCUUGUGGUUCAUUUGAUAUUUUGAAAUAACAAGACAAUUCCAGCGAUUCACAACUCAGUGCUCCACCGAUAGUUUGCCAUGGAGUGUCCAUUUUUCAAGUUUCAGUUGACAAAAUAGUGGCCCAUUUGAAUGAGAGUCUCAAGACAACUUGAGCUAAUUUGUUAUAGAUUGGGGCAAAGCAUUCUGCCGUCUUACAAAAAACACUAUAUUGAUAAAAAGACAAUAAAAGGGCAAAUUUCACAUGCUUACAAAACUACUGUCAGCAAAAACGAACAAUUUCAAAUGUCCCACGCUGCGAAUUUGUCGACCAUCUCCCACAAUGCAAUUAACUCUCUGAGGCAAACUCUUGGUGGCGUACUGCAUUGUGAAUCACCAAAAUUCAAGCAUGGUUAAGCCCGCUGGGAUCAGGAAAAAGAUGUAGGGCCUAUCAUACAUCAGUGGCAUUCAUCUGCCAUUUCCUAUGUUUGCUAGGAACAUUGCUAAUGCUGCUUUCAUCAUGACUUUGGUUGUUAUUUCUAGCCAAAUGGAAUGUGUUGGUUGAGACUCCAUUUAACAUGUUCCUCCAAACAGAAGCUUAUUUCAUGUUAGCUCCAUGCAUGUUACACCAUUGCUAUCGUAAAGUGGCAUUUCGUGGAGCCAGCAGACUAUAAACGUAACAACCGCUACAUUUUCAUUGUAACUUCAGAAAUUACUUUACAUUGUCUUGAAAAAACACUGAUAAAGCUGUCCACAAUAUGGUUGUCAGUACAUACAAAUACUUUCAUUGCUUUGCUAGAAGGACUAUUAGGCUUUGUCUGUAUGCUUAUUCUUUCUUUCAAAUGUGUGUUCCAAAGUCCUUUGAAGUCCAUAUUUGACAGGCAGCACCACAAAGUUCUUUAAAAAUCCAGUCCAGAAAUGAUUGCAUCUGCAAGCUCUCAGGCUGAACAAGUCUGCCUGCUGGAAGGUAUAGGCCUAGACCUUGCGUUUAUUCACCAGUCAACUCUUUAGAAUUACUUCAAUAUCCUUUCCGAGGUGUAUUGCUGUCAAAGAUUUCGAGUCUGGACACUUUUUUUUCGAAGUGAGCUUUAAACUCACCUCUGCUGUGCACCUUGAAUGAGCGUGCUUAUCAGCAAGUUCUUGCUCUGUGUUGAUUACUUGAGGUGGGGUUUGGUACCUCCGAGGGUAGCACUACUCUUCUCUGCCAUCUCAGUGGGGCCUGUUGCUGCUUCCUUACUCAUCGUUGCAAACAUCUUCCCCUCACAUGCUUUGAAAAUGAAUAACCCUAAGACCAGAAACUUGGUAGUCUGCUUGGUGUCUUUUUUUUGGCUCCCACAGGUUGUGCAAGAACCCCAUUAAAAGAAAUUUAAGGCGAAAAAAGAUAACCUUAGUGAAAUGUGACAUUAGGUCACAGCAAUUUGGAAGUCAAAGGUCCAAAUUAUACAGGAUAUUGUAACAUAUAGAAUUUGAAUAUAGUCUUUGGGAUGUUUGACUUUACUUACAUGUUAGGAUACAGUAGAUGUGGCUAAGAGCAGGAUGAACGAUGACUACGAAGAAUACAAAGACACACUGGUAUGAGCUCAGCUAUAUGGAGAAACUAUUUUAUUCCCAAGAACUCAAUUAAAACCUGGUCUUGUAUAAUUACAGAAGUAGGAGACAGAAGACAGAAUAUCGUAGAUGAAGACUGCAACAAUAAACAAUGACAAUGAUAUAUUUGGCUAUAUAAGCAAUGUGCACAAAAUAUAUGGUGAAAAACGAGUGAUGAAAGAAAACACAGAAAUUAAAAGGGUAUAAAACAAGGAAAAUGGUACAAAAAUAUGCCAAAACAAAAUAAGCUGGGCACCGUCAGCGUUGGUCCGUCGGCGAUGCACUGUCCACAGGGAUGAUUGGCACUUGCAGGACUGGAUGAACUGGCUGGACACAGCUGGGAAGACGACGAGAAGUACGGAGGACGGAGAGGACAGGAACAGGAACAGGAACAGGAACUGGAACACAGCUAGUUGAGAAACAGGAACAGUUAGAAGACAGGAACAGUUCGGAAGAAAAGACACACAAGGUUGAGACAUGGAGAGAUGGCUUGAAAACAACAGGAACAACAGGAGUGGCAACAGGAACUGGGCAGAGAGGCUGGAACAGGUCCAAUCAGCCACGGGGAGACGGCUCAGGAAGUGCAGAAAGGGGGACUUUGGCGAGCCAUUAAAAACGGGAACAAACAGGACAACUGGAAACUGGAACAGGCAGGACUUCUGGAACAGGCAGAAACUGGAAGCAGGAACAGGUAGAAAUAGGAGCAGGAACAACAGGAACAGCAGAAACAGCAGGAACAGGCGACAAAGUUAGUUGCAGAUGAGAUGUAGAACUAGAAGAGGUGUCACUUCAACGGCAUGUGCGGGUAAACACUCGCUUCUACCAGUGUAACAUAUAGAAUUUGAAUAUAGUCUUUGGGAUGUUUGACUAUACUUAUAUGUUAGGAUACAGUAGAUGUGGCUAAGAGCGGGAUGAACAAAGACACACUGGUAUGAUAGAUUUAAAUAAU
Messenger RNA from Patiria miniata (bat star), 3968 nucleotides. It is a transcript of the gene abhd11, whose product is annotated as protein ABHD11-like. Lineage: Eukaryota; Metazoa; Echinodermata; Asteroidea; Valvatida; Asterinidae. Bases 287 to 1216 code for a protein of 309 amino acids. The transcript has 7 exons. The record is from RefSeq and is a predicted model, not a curated record. Gene Ontology annotation, cellular component: mitochondrion.